AUGACGGACAACAAGGACGAACUCGUGCAGAGAGCCAAACUCGCCGAACAGGCAGAGCGAUACGAUGACAUGGCUCAGUCGAUGAAGAAAGUCACUGAAUUGGGCGCUGAACUUUCGAACGAAGAACGUAAUUUGCUGUCGGUUGCUUACAAGAAUGUUGUUGGUGCUCGUCGUUCGAGCUGGAGGGUCAUCUCAUCGAUUGAGCAGAAGACUGAAGGAUCUGAGAAGAAACAGCAAAUGGCCAAGGAGUAUCGCGAGAAAGUUGAGAAAGAACUUCGUGAUAUUUGCCAGGAUGUGUUGAAUCUCCUGGACAAAUUCCUAAUUCCGAAGGCCGGAAAUCCUGAGUCUAAGGUGUUCUAUCUCAAGAUGAAGGGAGACUACUACAGAUACCUCGCAGAAGUGGCAUGUGGCGAGGACAGAAGUUCGCAGUACUACAUUAUAGUUGUCGUUACUGUCGUGAUUGCAGCAGUUGUCGAGAAGUCGCAGCAGUCCUAUCAGGAAGCUUUUGACAUCGCCAAGGACAAGAUGCAACCCACUCACCCCAUCCGCCUCGGCCUCGCUCUAAAUUUCUCCGUGUUCUACUACGAGAUUUUGAAUGCUCCUGAUAAGGCAUGCCAGUUGGCGAAGCAGAUUGCAAAAGAAAAUUUGGCAACCACUCAUCCAGUUCGCCUUGGCCUUGCUUUGAACUACUCUGUAUUUUUCUAUGAGGUUGCUUCCAGUCCUGAUAGAGCUUGUCAGCUGGCGAAGCAGGCAUUCGACGAUGCCAUUGCUGAACUGGACACCCUAAAUGAGGAUUCUUACAAAGAUUCCACGCUGAUCAUGCAGCUGUUGAGGGACAAUCUCACACUGUGGACCUCUGAUGCAGCUGCUGACGAUCAGGACACAGGGGAACAAGGAGAGGGUGCUAACUGA
Messenger RNA from Angiostrongylus costaricensis, 912 nucleotides. Lineage: Eukaryota; Metazoa; Nematoda; Chromadorea; Rhabditida; Metastrongylidae. The record is from the annotation of a GenBank genome assembly.